AUGCUAGUAGUACCUCGUGGUGUUCUGUGGAGGAAGCAUAGGCCUCCUCCACAGAAGUACUAUCCUGAGCCACCCGCAUCCAUCUAUGUGUGCGGUGUGCGGGAAAAGCCAGGCCGCAUAGACAAUGGCCACCAUUAUCCCACCAUUGCUCAUUACCGCGUUUUUGCGCCCGAAUCCGAGCGAGUGUGCAUUGUUCCCGCGCGUCUACCUGUGCCUAUCGUGAUCCGAGUACGGCCGGCGGCGCCGCUGAUGUGGCACCACCGCAAUCGGUACUCGACAAUGGCAACGGCGAGUGGAAACGGACGAGUCAGCGAGCCCCCGUCAACUCGGAAUCGCCAGGGCCUCGUCGACCGUCAUGAUCUUUCUCUCGCCGACGGGAAGAUCGAAAUAUGCAGUUUGUUCACAGAUUAUAAUCAUUCGCCUACGCAG
Iphiclides podalirius (scarce swallowtail) is the source of this 429-nucleotide messenger RNA. The record is from the annotation of a GenBank genome assembly. Lineage: Eukaryota; Metazoa; Arthropoda; Insecta; Lepidoptera; Papilionidae.